GAGAGUACGUUUGCGAUGCUCAAGCCGGAUGUCGCAUCAGACACCCACACAGUGGACGAGAUUAAGCAGCGGAUUGCCGAAGCGGGCCUCUCAAUCGAGCGCGAGAGGGUGUGCCGUCUGAGCAGGCGGCGGUGCGGCAAGUUCUACGCCGAGCAUCGUACACGCCCCUUCUACCCGGCGCUGCUCGGCUUCAUGUCGUCGGGUCCCGUCGUGAUGCUCGAGCUCUCCGGCGAGAGUGCUAUCGGCGCUUGGCGCUCGCUCAUCGGUCCGACCAGCACUGAAACCGCGCGCAAGGAGGCGCCGCGCUCGCUGCGGGCCAUGUACGGAUCGGACAACACGCGCAAUGCCGCCCACGGCUCCGACUCGCCUGCCUCGGCCGCCCGCGAGAUCCGGCUCAUGUUCCAAAAG
Emiliania huxleyi CCMP1516 is the source of this 408-nucleotide messenger RNA. RefSeq lists its product as hypothetical. The transcript has a single exon. Gene Ontology annotation, molecular function: nucleoside diphosphate kinase activity. The annotation marks the transcript as partial. The record is from RefSeq and is a predicted model, not a curated record. Gene Ontology annotation, biological process: CTP biosynthetic process; GTP biosynthetic process; UTP biosynthetic process. Lineage: Eukaryota; Haptophyta; Isochrysidales; Noelaerhabdaceae.